UUCAUGGUUCCCUGCUGUGUUGCUGUAGAAAGUAAACAUUUGCACAUUUAUAUGAACCUGUCCUCCCAAGAAAAACAACACUAUAUGUUUGGCUCUAUUGUAUCAUUAAUCUCAUACAAAAUAUACUCCAUUUUUUCUGAGGAGCAUAUAGAGAUAAGUAAUUUUUUCAUACUACAUAGACCCAGAAAGCUUUAAGAGAACUGGGACUCUUAUGUCAUCUAGCAUAUUAAUACAAUAAACUGCAUUAGCUAUAGGCACACCCUUAUUAAAUUGUUUUAAAAAGUUCAGGCACCCUACACAAACUAAAGCAAAGUAAUAUAGCACUACAACUACAAAGGUAGUGAACAUCAGAGUGAAUAAAUAUUAGAAUGAUUGUCUGAAAUGAUCCAAAAAGCUUUGUAGAUUCAUUUGCUUUUCCAUCUGAUAAAGUUUGCAGUUGAGUCAGUGUAGCUAUCGGCCCCUCUUGCUGUCAAUCACUCAACUACUUUCCCAGCUAAUUAUCUGUGGGGCCCCAGCUGCUUUGGACUUUAUCUGUGUUUAUAAUGUCCUAUCACACACAUUCUGCCGUGCCUGUGGAGGAGCAUGAAAUGUUUCUGUUGGACCAGUAGUGUUCAAAGCUCUUGCAAGCUGGCAACAGUUUCUGCUUCUUGUUUGGAUAAUUCCUCUACAGUAUAGCCUACCAACCGGCCCAUGUAGAAGGAUGAGAGGAGAGAAGCAUUUACUGCCAAUUAUACUAAUGUAUGUGCUGAGUUUAUUAACACUGCAGACAUCUUAUGGACAGCACUUGACAGAGGAGCCCUGCACUGUUCAGAUCCUCGUCCCGGGACUCAAAGGAGAACCAGGAGAGAAAGGGCAAAAGGGGGCACCGGGGAGACCAGGAAGAGUUGGCCCUCCAGGAGAAAUUGGUUCACCUGGGCUUAAAGGACAGAAAGGCGUAAUGGGACGUUAUGGAAAAGUGGGCCCAAGUGGAAUGAAAGGUGCAAAGGGAGAUAUGGGAGAUCCAGGUCCAAGGGGCCCCGAUGGAGAGCCAGGUGUUCCAUGUGAGUGCACACCAAUGAGAAAGAUGAUUGGAGAAAUGGACAUUCUUGUGGCACAGCUAUCCUCCGAACUGAAGUUCAUUAAAAAUGCACUGCCCUCCCCUGCAGCUGUUGCUGGCAUAAAAGAGACAGACAGUAAGGUCUAUCUGUUGGUGAAGGAGGAGAAACGCUACACUGAUGCCGAAGUCUACUGUCAGACGAGGGGAGGGCACCUGGCCAUGCCCAAGGAUGAGGGAGCCAACGCUGCCAUCGCAGGGUACAUUACAGAAGCAGGCCUGAGCAGAGUCUAUAUUGGCAUUCAUGACCUGGACUGUGAGGGUGUUUUCACCUAUGUGGAUCAGUCUCCCAUGUCCACUUUCAGCAAAUGGAGGAAAGGAGAGCCCAACAAUGCCUAUGAUGAUGAGGACUGUGCUGAGAUGGUGGCCUCUGGGGAGUGGACUGAUGUGGCGUGCCACCCCACCAUGUAUUUUGUUUGUGAAUUCGACAAAGACAGUGUCUGAGUUUAGUCCAUGUUGA
Thunnus maccoyii (southern bluefin tuna) is the source of this 1553-nucleotide messenger RNA. It is a transcript of the gene colec11, whose product is annotated as collectin sub-family member 11. The record is from RefSeq and is a predicted model, not a curated record. Lineage: Eukaryota; Metazoa; Chordata; Actinopteri; Scombriformes; Scombridae. The transcript has 7 exons. The coding region runs from base 701 to 1537 and encodes 278 amino acids.